Eriocheir sinensis (Chinese mitten crab) is the source of this 5446-nucleotide messenger RNA. RefSeq names its product D(2) dopamine receptor-like. NCBI's taxonomy places the organism in Eukaryota, Metazoa, Arthropoda, Malacostraca, Decapoda, Varunidae. Gene Ontology annotation, biological process: G protein-coupled receptor signaling pathway. The coding region runs from base 2050 to 3021 and encodes 323 amino acids. Gene Ontology annotation, molecular function: G protein-coupled receptor activity. The record is from RefSeq and is a predicted model, not a curated record. Gene Ontology annotation, cellular component: membrane. The transcript is spliced from 5 exons.
ACACACACGCAGAGUCGCCACUUCAGCAACGCCAGCUGGACGAAGCCGCCUCUCUCGAACACCUUGACACUCUCCUCGAGGAAUGUAACUACAUGGCGCCCGCCUGCUUGCUGCUGCCGAACCACAUAGCGGAGCAUGGCUUAAUGCUUUCCCCGUGGAGAAGCUCGGCCUUCUCCUCCCUGAUGAAGCCAUUCGGGUCGGCGUUGCCCUGAGGCUCGGCAUUCCUGUGUGCUUCCCACACAGAUGCAAGUGUGGCGCUAUGGCGGACAGCCUAGGUCACCAUCAGCUAUCCUGCCCCCGAGACCCAGGCCGCCUCCCAAGGCACGCACCCAUCAACGAUAUCAUAAGGCGCGGCCUGGCAGCUGCAGGAGUGCCGGCGCUCCUCGAGCCACGAGGCCUCGAGCGCGGUGACGGCCGGCGGCCAGACGGCAUCACCAUCACACCGUUCAGUAGCGGAAGGUCGCUGGUCUGAGACGCCACCUGCUCAAACACCUUCAAUUCCAUCCAGGUCACCGCCUGUGCCGUAACCCUCGGAGCCGCCGCCCGCGCUGCUGAGCAACGGAAACAUGCGCACAAUGUGGAUACAGAGCAACUGGUUUGUUUACUUUGUGAAUACGGGCAACCGACCUUGGUCGUGUGUGACGCACACCCAGAAAAGUUCCAUGGAGUUGCCGGUUGCCCGUACCGCCAACGCGGUUGGAAGAAAAAGCCCCAGUGUAACACCGCGUGUCCUGGAGUGAAGGGGUUAAAAUCCGAUUAAUCUCCUUUUCGGCCUUUGGCAAUAAUUGAUGUGAGGCGGAAGCGUCUGAGAAUACCGACCUCACUCUUUCAGGUCCCACGAGAACCGCAUAAAGAUAAGCUAAACAAAAUAAACGUACUACUGGUAGUGAGUAACGAAGAGUGGUUUCCGGCCAGCAGCACUGCAUGUCCCCACCGGAUAUCUGGUAUACGAGUGCUGAGUCCUGGUGACGGCAUGAACGAAUGGCGUGCACAGUGUGUGUGCUGUGGAAGCGUGGACGCGGAUGUGUCUGUAUAGUUCUGUGGCUGCUUGACCAACCAUCUAGAGCUGAGGGUAGGCGUCGGUAUGACUGACUGGCUGUGUAGUUGUGUGGCUGAUGAGGUCAACGUAUGUGUGACUUAUUGACUAUAUGGUCUGGAUUGUGAUUGUGGCUGACUUGCAAUGCAUCUAUGUGACUGACUGACUGACUGUAUAAUAGUAGCUCGUCGUCCCAUCGACCCUUGAGCCUGUGGUUGGUAAGAACCCAUUACCCCGGGACACAGAGAAGGUGCAACAUUCGGGUUUCCACAGUUUACCUUCCCCAGGUGUCCCUAGGUAUCUGUUUAUUGACCUGCCCAAAAAGGAGGAUGAACAGCUGGGUUGGCUGCGCACCGUCUUACCAAGAGCUGCCUUGUACAGGCCUACCGGCCUCUUGCAGACUCCUAUGUUCUUAUGUUAUGAACCUAGGUCCACGGAUUCGUAGCUUGGCGUACCCCUAGGCCACGGAGGCAAAGGAGUAAGGGUUAUUGAACGCUUUUCCUGUGACAACGAAAAGGCAGAGGGCAAAGCAGCGGUCGGGUUCUCUGACUGACACUUCUGGUUCUGUCUUGACGAGGCGACAUUCAUAACGACCUGCGAGAAGAAAUUAAAUGUCCCCUUGACGCUGAUUGUGAUGGGGUUCAUGCCUCACCGAGCCAAGGAUGACGAGGCUAACCCGUGACCCGACACGCAACCCGGGCUCAGCUUCUUGCUAGAUGUUAUAGAAGAAACCGACGCACCGCUCCUCCGUCACAGGUGUUGUGUUGAGUGGAAAACAGGAUAUUUCAUCAUCUCAACACAUCGUACAAUAGUUUUUUUUUUCAAACUGCCACGGAUAACCGAAGGAGUGAGAAUGAAGAGAUAAGAAUAACCGUAUCACAUGUCACUAGGCAAACACUGAAACUGAUAAAUACUAUGAUUCUUUUUCCCCCAUUCGUAUUCUAAAGACUGGAGGAAGCGGAGAGUGGGAAGAGUUGAGCAGGGGAGCAGCGGGCAACCACGAGACGCAAGCCAUGGCGAACUGCAGCCUCAUAUGGAAGACCUUCAACGGGGAGAUUUCAGACCACCUGAUGCUCUUCUUCGUCGUCUACUGCUACUCCGUCUGCUUCAUCGGCACCCUCUUCAAUGUGGCGGUGGUGUGGUGCGUGGUGGGCUGCCCCAGGACGCGCCCCUCCGUCAAGGUGCUCCUGUGCGGCCUCUUCUCCUCCACCCUGCUCAUGUGCCUGUCGGUGAUGCCCUUCAUGGCCCACGUCGGCCUGGCGAAGAUGUACUGUGACAUAUACAUCUCCAAGACGCUGACACGAGUCAUGCUCACCCUCUACAUCGUACUGACAGAAAUGGAAAUCAUCUACAUCACCAUCUUGGCUCUCCUCAGGGCCGUGGCGGUGUGGUCGACCAAGAGGCGCCAGGUGACGCUGCCCGCCGCCGUCACGCUGCUCGUGGCCACCGCCGUCUACUGCGUCAUCGCCACGAUGCUCAUCGUGGCGCCUUUUUGGGUGGAAAGGGUCGAUAAAUAUACGCUCAUGUUGGUGGGCCUGAUCUACAACUCCGCUCACGUCUUGGCCCCUGUGGUGGUGACCCUCGCCUGCUACCUCUCCAUGAUGGUUGCCGUUAGGCGCAACAAGCGGCGCCUGGCCGCCAGUCAGCACGCGGCCACGGGCGGGGGUCAGCAUGAGGUGAUGGACCAGGCCACGCGGGCCAUGCUGGCCGUGUUCAUCAGUAACCUGCUCUUUUGCCUCCCACAUUCCGCCUACCACAUGCUGCCUCAAGACUUCGGCGUCACUUCCUACGUCACCGUACACUGUGUCUUCUACACACACCUGUUCGUCGACCCGCUGGCGUACCUUUGCUCCAACGUGCACCACCGGCGGCGUGUGCUGCAGACGCUCGCCUCCUGCACCCGCUGGGCAGCCUUCAGGCACCCCACAGCCUCCACUCUGCCCCUCAACGUGACGCCCCCGGCCUCCGACGAGGCAAGAAAGUAGCAUGGCUGAAUUUUUUGACCUGUGGCCGAGAUAUUCCACCCACACGGCAGGCGCUGCGGAUGUCACGUACACAGUAAAUUUGUCCUGAAGUACAGAGAUAACUUCAGUAUGGAAGUCCCCGGGACUGACCAAGAUCAGCAACACUUCAAACUAAAACCACGUAUGUCUAAUCGUUUGGCGCGGGGUAUCAAUGCAUUGCUGACCGAUGUGAUUUUGUUUUAGUGAACAGUAUUAUUGCACCUAGAAUAAACCUCGCCUCUCCCUCUCAAAAAAACCUACACUUCCCCCCUUCUCUCCCUCUUCUCUGAUUUCCCCUUCACUCAUUAUGAGAGAGGAAACGACAGGGAAUUCUCACUCCUGUCCUCCCUCUGUACCUUUCCCCCACCGCUGUGUGUGUGUGUGUGUGUGUGUGUGUGUGUGUGUGUUAUACUUUGGUUUGAUUUAUAUGAUUGCCUGUGACACUCCAUGCGCUCCGUGUCGCACCUGUAGUACCCAACAUUCCCGUACAUCAUUGUUUUCAUCUUAGGUUUGCACACGCAGGGAAUCAUAUACAAAAUCACACACAACAGCGCACUACGUCGUCAGAAAGGGUUCCUGUCGUGUCCUUGUUCGCUACACCGGAUAUUCGCUGCUAUUGUUUGGGUGACAACUCACAAACACAAAGACGCCGGGACUUCAGUUCUCCGUAGAGUGACGCAUCUCAUUCUUCGAUGAAAAUAAGAUGAAAAAAACUCAGUAUUGUAAGAAAUCACCGAAUUCCUGCAUGGCUGAGACCAAGAUCUAAAGAAAGGGAGGUCAACUCAUGGUCGGCUCAAAACUCGUCCGCUCCGGCCACGAUCUAUUUAGACCUUGGCUGAGACUAGGCAGUGAGUAUCAAGACACCCCUCCACCCAAAAUUGACCUCUCUUUUGGCCACUCUUUUUUUUCUUCUUUUUUUUUACAGCAAAGGAGACAGCACAAGGGCACAAAAAAAAGGAAACAAUAAAAAAAAAUCCCGCUAUUCGCUGCUCCUAUAAAGAAUCCGAAGAGGUGGCCGAAAGAGCAGUCAAUUACGUGAGAAAAGGUGUCCUGAUACCUUCCUCUUGAAUGAGUUCAAGUCGUAGGCAGGAGGAAAUACAGUUGAUGGAACUUUACUACUCUCUUUUGUAGAAGCAGCGAUUAGCGGACUUUUUUCUCACUUUUUUUCCCCCUUGAACUGCCUCCUUUACCGUAAAUAAAAAAAAUCCUAGGUUGCUACAGUAUAUAGCUACGUUGGCUACAUCAGUUUAACGUUAAAGAAGACAUACCAAAUCCUAAACAAGAACACGUAAAGAAUCCUUGUCAAAAUUAAUAAUGCUGCAAAGAUCACGAUUGUCAAAAGGAGUUAUCAUAUCAGAGUCAAUGGUAACGACGACUGACAACAUGCUGCGCGUCCCUCGCCAGACCCAGUAAUUUGUAAGGCUCGCCAUAUUCUUAAAAGUUUCGGCGCUCACACACCCACAUCUGAUAAGGCUUUCGUAGGAGUUGUGGGUAUUUCCAUGGCUAGAUUUAUGACCCUGGUGGUAAUAUGACAAAGCUCCUGUACCAUGAACGUGAAAAAACUAAUAACCUUUGUGGCAUUUGGAAAGAUAUGUUGUGAGAGGAGGGAGCGUCUGAGAAUACCACCCUCAGGGAUGUAUUUUAAGACACCAUCGCUUCUCACAUCGACUAUUUCUAAAGGUCAAAGAGGGGAUCAAUCGGGUUCUCAUGGGUGUUUUUUUAAGGUUAAUGGCACAGAAGAAGGGUCAAAUUACCACCAGGGUCAUAAAACUACCCCUGGAAAGGCCUACAGCUCCUACGAAAGCCAUGUCAGAUAUGUGAACUUGGGCGCCGAAAUGUCUUAUGAUACGACCCUCAGGUUGAAGGAGUCUUGGAAGCAGUCAGACUUGGGUUCACGGAGGACGCACUAAAACUAUCCUGCAGCGUAGUGUCAGAUUUCUUACCCACCGGAACUCCAAGCAGGGAAACGUUUACGAAUAGCAACAAGCCCAUUGCCACCGGGGUUCCAGGAAGGGCGUCGAGGCACGUUGUGGAAGUGGCGGGGCGGGUUGUGGCCGUGAAUAUAAUAAUGCGACAAACGUUUGGAGGAAGGCGGUAGGGUUUCCCAUGCCGCGGUGAAAAUGCUCAGCGAGGAUCCAAGUUACCGAUGCAUUGUGAAAGUAAACGAAGCAAAGCGAACGUUAGCAAACAGAAUCUAGGAAGUGGGUUUGGAAUUUCCGUCCACGUCUUCAUAAAAAAAAAUGUCAGACACGCGAUGGAGGACCUAGAUUUGCGUGUAUUGUUUUCGUAUGUUAUCUUACGCCACCUGCUUUGUGCAUUAAGUGUGUAAUAAGUGUAAAUAUAUUCUAUUAUAAGAUACGUACAUGUGUAUAAAAAUAAUAAUAAAACAUAUACACAGAAAAACAAA